Molecule: messenger RNA, 600 nt
Organism: Lecanosticta acicola
Lineage: Eukaryota; Fungi; Ascomycota; Dothideomycetes; Mycosphaerellales; Mycosphaerellaceae
Source: the annotation of a GenBank genome assembly
AUGACUCCCUCCCCAAUCGCUCUCCCAGGCCAACCCCUCUCCCCAACAACCACCACAGACAUCGGCCCCGGAACCCACAUCGACCACUCCACCAACACAAUCCACGCCAGCAUCUCCGGCCAAAUCCACACCCACAAGCCCGCAAACCCCAAAUCCCUCCCCACAACCUCCAUCUCCCGCACGAGCACGACAGCAGGCCAAAACCCCCCUCUCCUCCUCCCGACAACCGGAAGCACGAUCCUCGGCCGCAUCACGCGCCUCUCCAAAACCCAAGCCAACCUCCUCAUCCUCAGCACCUCGAGCACCCCCUCCCCCUACGCGGAUCCCUUCCCGGCCAUCAUCCGCCAGCAGGACAUCCGUCUCACGGAGAUCGCCAAAGUCACCGUCGCGUCCGCUUUCCGCGUCGGGGACAUUGUCCGCGCCACGGUGAUUUCCCUCGGCGACGAGCGUUCCUAUUACUGCUCCACGGCGCGCAAUGAUCUCGGCGUCGUCAUGGCCACGAGCGAGUGGGGCAAUCAGAUGUUUCCGGUCAGCUGGAGGGAAUUCCAGGAUUCGGUGACGGGCGCGAGGGAGGAAAGGAAAGUCGCGAAGCCGGUUUGA